Mesoplodon densirostris (Blainville's beaked whale) is the source of this 8170-nucleotide messenger RNA. It is a transcript of the gene PALM2AKAP2, whose product is annotated as PALM2 and AKAP2 fusion. The record is from RefSeq and is a predicted model, not a curated record. Gene Ontology annotation, biological process: regulation of cell shape. The transcript has 11 exons. Lineage: Eukaryota; Metazoa; Chordata; Mammalia; Artiodactyla; Ziphiidae. Bases 390 to 4340 code for a protein of 1316 amino acids. Gene Ontology annotation, cellular component: membrane.
GCUGCGGCCGCGGGUCCCCCACACCCCAGGGGCGGAGCGAGGCGCGGAGACGUCAGGGCGGAGGACGAGCGCUGGGCGAGCGCGCCCUCCCGGCUGCUGCCAGUGGCCCACGUCCCCGACUGGCGCGGCCGGCGGCGGGGAGAUGCAGGGAGCGGCGGCGCUGGGGCGCAGCCAGGCGGCCGGGCGGGCGGGGGCCAGAGGCUGAGCCGGGCGAGCCAGCCGCGCACACAGUUCUGCCCGCCACCUCCGAAGCGGAUCCCCGGACGCCCCUCGGCUCUCCCUGGGUUUCUAGCAAAGUCCCCCCGGGGUGUCCAUCAAUUUCCUUGGGUGACUACAGCGUGUGUUUUGUUUUUCUUUCUUCCUUCCCUCCCUGUGUGCCCUUCUCCAGGAUGGCAGAGGCGGAAUUGCACAAGGAAAGGCUGCAAGCCAUAGCAGAAAAAAGAAAGAGGCAGACGGAAAUAGAAGGCAAGCGCCAAGAGCUGGACGAGCAGAUACUUCUGCUGCAGCAUUCCAAGUCCAAAGUGCUUCGGGAAAAAUGGCUGCUGCAGGGUGUACCUGCUGGAACUGCGGAAGAGGAGGAAGCCAGGCGGCGGCAGUCUGAGGAGGAUGAGUUAAGAGUCAAACAACUUGAAGGUAACAUUCAGAGGCUGGAACAGGAAAUACAAGCACUGGAAAGUGAAGAGUCCCAGAUAUCUGCCAAAGAGCAAAUCAUCCUAGAGAAACUAAAGGAGACAGAAAAAUCCUUCAAGGACUUUCAGAAGAGCUUCUCCAGUACGGAUGGAGAUGCAGUAAAUUACAUUUUCUCCCAGCUCCCCGACCUGCCAAUCCUCUGUUCACGAACAGCACAACCGUCACCUGGGCAGGACGGAACCAGCAGAGCAGCUGCUGUGUACGCCAUGGAAAUUAAUGUGGAGAAAGACAAACAAACAGGAGAGACCAAGAUUCUCUCUACAUCCACCAUUGGCCCAGAGGGGGUCCAUCAGAGAGGAGUCAAAGUUUUUGAUGAUGGUACCAAAGUAGUGUAUGAGGUGCACUCAGGAGGCACCAUAGUAGAAAAUGGAGUGCACAAAUUAAGCUCAAAGGAUGUAGAAGAGCUUAUUCAGAAGGCUGGACAAUCAAGCUUAAGAGGAGGGCACGUGUCAGAAAGGACUGUGGUUGCAGAUGGGAGCCUCAGCCACCCUAAGGAACAUAUGCUGUGUAAAGAAGCCAAGUUAGAAAUGGUCCAUAAGUCUAGGAAAGAUCAUACUUCUGGGAACCCAGGGCAGCAGGCUCCAGCCCCCAGCACUGAAGGGCCGGAGGCAAACUUGGAUCAGCCAGUCACCAUGAUUUUCAUGGGCUACCAAAAUAUCGAGGAUGAAGAAGAGACGAAGAAGGUGCUAGGCUAUGAUGAAACCAUCAAGGCUGAGUUGGUCCUCAUUGAUGAAGACGAUGAGAAGUCAUUGAGGGAGAAGACGGUAACAGAUGUGUCCACUAUUGAUGGCAACGCAGCUGAGCUGGUGUCCGGGAGACCCGUCUCAGACACCACAGAGCCCUCAUCCCCCGAAGGGAAGGAAGAAAGCCUGGCCACGGAGCCAGCCCCAGGAGUUGGGUGGGAGAGUGUGCUGCUAACAGGAGAUGAGAUAACCUCGAAAGCCACAGACACAUCCAGCGCAGACAUGACUGUCAAGAAGGCUCCCGAGCUUUCCGAGGAUGAUAUCCGGCUAAAAAACGAGAGAGACAACUGUAGUGGCAAUCCCCUGGAGCCUGCCACCACCUCUCUUCCCCCAGAUCACAAAAACAUGGAAAUUGAGGUCUCUGUUGCAGAAUGUAAGAGUGUUCCCGGAAUCACCUCGACUCCACAUUCCAUGGACCACCCCUCCCCUUUCUACUCACCCCCCCACAAUGGCCUCCUCGCUGAUCACCAUGAAUCUCUGGAUAAUGAUGUGGCCAGAGAGAUCCGAUAUCUAGACGAGGUGCUGGAGGCCAGCUGCUGUGAUUCUGCUGUGGACGGAACCUACAACGGCACGUCUUCCCCAGAGCCUGGAGCAGCCAUCUCGGUGGGCAGUCCAAGCCCACCUGCCCACACGGCCGUCCAGCCGGAACCCACCGAGAGAGUGGCUGGCAGGCAGGCUCCCCCUCCCCUGGAGCUCCAUCAGAGCACCUCUGACACCAUGGCAGAGGGUGAAAGAGCCAACGGCCGCCCCCCCGACCAGCCCAGAGACCUGCUGGGGAAUAGCCUGCAGGUACCCGUGAGCCCCAGCUCCUCCACCAGCUCGCGAUGUUCCUCCCGAGACGGCGAGUUCACGCUCACCACGCUGAAGAAGGAAGCCAAGUUCGAGCUGCGUGCCUUCCACGAGGACAAGAAGCCCUCCAAGCUCUUUGAGGACGACGAGAGUGAGAAAGAACAGUACUGCGUCAGGAAAGUGAGGCCUUCAGAAGAGAUGCUGGAGCUGGAAAAGGAGAGGCGAGAACUCAUCCGGAAUCAGGCCGUGAAAAAGAAUCCUGGCAUCGCCGCCAAAUGGUGGAACCCUCCGCAGGAAAAGACCAUCGAGGAGCAGCUGAACGAGGAACAUCUGGAGUCGCACAAGAAGUACAAGGAGCGCAAGGAGAGGAGGGCGCAGCAAGAGCAGCUGCUGAUACGGCAGCAGCCGGCCGCCCCGCAGCUGUGCACAGCCCCCGCAUCCUCUCGAGAACGUUCCAGCGUAACUGACAGCGCAAAGGAGGACAUCGUCACGGAGCAGAUAGACUUCUCUGCAGCUCGCAAACAGUUCCAGCUGAUGGAGAAUUCCAGGCAAACAGUGGCCAAGGGCCAGAGUACACCCAGGCUCUUCUCCAUCAAGCCCUUCUACAGACCUCUGGGGCCAGUCAACUCAGACAAGACACUGACCAUCUCGAGACCAGCUUCUGUCGGGGGACCUCCCGAAGACUCCUCAGCAGCCAAGGGACAGAAAGCCCACUGUGCCCUGGAGAACCAGUCUUCUGGAGGAGGGGGCCAGGGCAGCACAGUUCCUCAGGGGAAGGAAGGGCCGUACAGUGAGACCUCCAAACGCGGGCCCUUAUCCAAACUGUGGGCAGAGGACGACGAGUUUACAAGUGCCCGGGCUGUCCUCACCGUGGUCAAGGAUGACGAACCUGGGAUUUUGGAUCAGUUUUCAAGGUCAGUCAACGUCUCUUUGACUCCAGAGGAACUUGACUCCGGCUUGGAUGAGCUGUCGGUGAGGUCCCAGGAUACCGCCGUCCUGGAGACCCUGUCCAAUGACUUCAGCAUGGACAACAUCAGUGACAGUGGGGCCUCCAAUGAGACAACCAAUGCCCUCCAGGAAAAUUUGCUGGCUGAUUUUUCUCUGCCCCAGACUCCCCAAACUGACAACCCCUCAGAGGGCCGAGGAGAAGGUGUCCCCAAGUCAUUCAGUGAUCAUGGUUUCUAUUCCCCUUCGUCCACGCUGGGAGACUCUCCGUCGGUUGAUGACCCCUUGGAAUAUCAGGCUGGUCUUCUGGUGCAGAAUGCCAUCCAACAAGCCAUAGCCGAGCAAGUGGACAGAGCUGUGUCUGAAACCAACAAGGGUGGAGCAGAACAGCAGGGACCUCAAGCAAGUCUGGAGGAAGCUGGAACUGGGGCUUCCAGCUCAGAGAAGCCUCAGAGCAUGUUUGAACCACCUCAGGUGUCCUCCCCUGUUCAAGAGAAAAGGGAUGUAUUGCCAAAGAUUCUGCCUACUGAAGACAGGGCGCUCAGGGAAAGGGGGCCCUCCCAGCCACUGCCGGCAGUGCAGACCAGUGGCCCAAUAAACAUGGAGGAGACCAGACUGGAAGGGAGCUACUUCAGCAAGUACUCAGAGGCAGCUGAGCUGAGAAGCACAGCCUCACUCCUGGCCACUCAAGAGUCCGAUGUGAUGGUUGGGCCCUUCAAGCUGAGGUCCAGGAAGCAGCGGACUUUGUCCAUGAUCGAAGAAGAGAUCCGAGCAGCCCAAGAAAGGGAAGAGGAGCUGAAGAGGCAGAGACAAGUCUUGCAGAGUACCCAGAGCCCCAAGGCAAAGAAUGCCCCAUCACUGCCCUCCCGAACAUCGUGCUACAAAACUGCUCCAGGGAAAAUAGAGAAAGUCCAACCUCCUCCAUCCCCCACACCUGAAGGUCCCAGCUUGCAGCCUGACUUAGCCCCCGAAGAGGCUGCCGGAUCACAGCGGCCCAAGAAUCUGAUGCAGACCCUCAUGGAAGACUAUGAGACACACAAAUCUAAAAGGCGCGAGAGAAUGGAUGAUAGUAGUGUCCUUGAGGCCACACGGGUUAAUCGAAGAAAGAGUGCAUUGGCCUUGCGCUGGGAGGCAGGGAUCUAUGCCAACCAAGAGGAAGAGGACAAUGAAUAAUCAACAUCCUUCCACCCAGGAAGCUUCUUUGGUGCUUGGGUUCCCAAGAAACCAAGAAAUCAACACAUCAAAGCAUUUUAAUAGAAUAUUUAUUAAAGUGCAAACAAACUCGGCAAUCCUUAUGCAGACCAGAAGAAGUUGCAAUGUACAAUGAUGAAACAUCAAGUGAAAAAAGAAGUCCACCCAUCAAACACGAACUCCCGGGAGUCAAAAGAGAAAGGGUUUUUUUUUUUUGUAACUCAAAGAAUCCCCUGGGUUUGGACCACAGUUGAUCCAAAAGGACAAAGAAGUUACAAGCAAAUUGACAUGGUUGCUACAGGCAGAACCAAGAUUAGCCUCUCUGGGUGAUGAGGAAAACAAUGGUAAUGUGGCCAUUUGGAGAAGCCACAGAGCUGGUGCCAUCCACCCAGCAGAGGGUAUUUCCCUGUGCCUGCACCGGUUUCCACCCAUCAUAGCAUCAGAGGUGUUGGACUAACCCCAUUUACUCCAUCAGCUAUAAAAUAAUGCUUCUCUCUCUACUUGCCCAGAAGAGGCAACUAUGGUUCCAUGUCUCUUCCAUUUAAUUGUUUUGAAUUGGGAGCAAUUAAGGAUCGCAAUCCAUAUUUUGAAGACAAGAUUUCUUCAUGUUGCAAACACAACCUGUUCUGCAUUAGGAGGUUGAGGGAGAGGGGAGAAAGCCAAAGCAAAUGGAUUAUUUUAGCUUUAGGAUCUUGUCUGCUUAUGAUAUUGACUGAGCUGCAGUUUAUGAGAACACGUUUUCACAAUUCUGUUUCUUUAUAUGAAAACUAUAUUUAGUGGGCAACAACUAUUUUUAUGAUGGGAUGGGGGAAUAUAUCCAUGUAUAAAACCUAUACACAUUGAACAGCUUGGUUCAAGAGGGGAGGGGUAUUUUUAGAGUGGUAAUAAUUGAAAAAAGGGCAAACUCUGCCUUAGGGAGGUAGAUGAUGAGAAAUAAAGAGGUGUUUAUAACUAUAUUUUAUAUGUAAAGUGGACCUUCACGGGAGUAGGAAGAAUGAUAUUUUGGAUCAAUCAGAAGGAAACAGUAAAGAAAGCUCAUGAAAGGUAGAGAAGAAGGGAGGGAGAAAGAGUGGGAAAAUAAGGAAGUUAGAGAUAUUAUUUUUUCUGAGCAACCAGUAUUUUUCAGGAUGAUACAGAGGAAAAUAUAGAAUAGAAACUUAAGUGCAGGCUUAGGUUCAGCUACAAAUCCUAAAGGUGGUGUGCGUGCGUGUGUGUGUGUGUACACAUGCCUUUGUGUAUGUGUGCAAAGCGCAUGUGUGCUCAUGAGUAAGGGUGUAUGUGUGUGUGUGAGGAUUAAAAUUCCAGAAUGAUCACGGGACAAGGGUGUUCACUUAUUUCCUCCAAAGCUGUUUGCCAGCGUCAGGAGUGAGUGAGAAUUUCUUUUUUAUGAAAAGGAUAUAGAGGCUCCGAGCUGAUGCAGUAUUUGUAAUAUUAAAUUGACCUAACAUGGUAUUUGCAUGAGUCACAAUGGCAAAGUUUUGAGCAGUUUUGUAAUUUGACAUUUAGGAAAGUAUCAUAUUUAUUCUCAUGCUUUGUAUUCAUGCUUAGUAUACACUAAAGGAUGCCAGCUUUACUCUUUCUGUCAUUUAAAGCAAUAUGAUAAGGGUAUUCAAUCAUUGAAUGCCCUCAAUUUCUGGAUGAGAAAUUUUUCAGUCUGGCCAUGAGAAAAAAACUGACCAGCCUUCUUCUUUUCCGUCCCCUUUGAUUUAAAACUGUGGUUUUUAAAAAAGCAAUAAGUAAGUCAGACCUCACUAAAAUUCAUUUUUGUUUUUAUGUCUUUAUGUCAUAAGCGAUAAUGUGUUGUUCUGACAAGUAGCAGUUCCACCAAAUUUGUAUGUAGAUGUCAUGCACAUUAUCUUUGCUUCUUUUAUUAGACUAGUGUCAACGUUAGGGGAAAGUUUAUUCAUAAACAAGUGGUGGACACAAAGUAAAAAAUGGACCUCUCUGAUAACUUACAAGGAUCCUUUGAAACUGCCAAGGGAACUUGCAAUUUGAAGCCAAAUUCUACAGAUGGAUAAUUGGCGCCAUCUUUAUAUGGUUCAUGCUCCUGAACAUUCUGAAUGAAUAGUCAACAAAAUGUGCUAGACGCUGGGGAUAUGAAACAAAUAAGAUCCCUGCCUUUAGGAAUUUAUUUUCAGGUGGGAGAGGCUGGCAUGGAGACAGACAUUCCCAGGAAAAUGAGAUGAGGAGUCCUGACAGGUGAAAUAGGGACACCCAGGAAGGAAGGAUGCUUUGUCUGAGGACUUCCAGCGUUCCCAAGACAGGCACGGGAAUGAAAACAGAUGGGGCAGCAGCAUCGUGUGGCCCAGGGAUGCAGGAGCUGCCAGGAUGCCUGGAGAACAGAAUGGUUCUGUGGGUUGCACAAAAAGUGAAGCAUGCUUCAUGAUUUCUGGACUAACUCCGGAUCUGGUAGUGACCAUAGACUUGAUACAGAUGAACUCCCCAUCUUUCGCAAGAGGAAACAGUCCUCAGGACUUCCCUGAAGUUUUUGGUUCUGUUUUGAAGGAAACUGUGUACCCACCUUAAAACUACAUUUGAGAAGAGAAUGGACAGCUGAAAAGAAAGCUUAGGAGGCCACACAAUUCCUGGAAUCGCUUUAGAGGCAGAUAAGUUGGGCUUUGACUGCAGUUGAUUGACCCAGACACACUUAGGUAGAGUUACAGAGCCGGGAUCCUUUGGUUCGCACUUUGGAUAGGCAACACAUGCAGCGUUUCCGUGACUGUCUCACAGUCACAAAACCGUUUAACUGUGGCCCCUACAUCUCCAUCAUUUGCUUGUUCCCUUCUGCUGCCUUCUGAUGACUGCUGUCCAUUUCCUUGUUCCACUCACAUAUCAUCCUGUUAAGAUGUAAAUUAAAGUUCCCUUAGCAGAGCCAGAUUUUCUCUGUGCUCUUGAGUUUUUUACUCAUUUAAGAAACAUUGGGCCAUGCCUUUUACAUAGGCUCUGGGAUCCCAAAUGAACCCCUUUAACUUUGUGAAGAUGCAGCAGACCCCUGGCGGAAAGUCAUCCGUGCCUAAUCCAUCGAGAAGAAGAGGCUUGUCCAAAAAUUGGCCUCUGAUGCUCAUCCCUGCCCCCAAAUAGCACACAAGCUUGUUAAUCUCAGCUAGAACAGAUGUUUAGAUUCUGUAGAUGUUAAAAGCUUUCCUGAAAGUACUCCAUUCCGCAGUGUUGAUAGAUGUUCACUUUCCUCUGGAACUGAUUACUGACAUUCCUUGGCUUUCUCAUCCAGAAAUUAUGGAAACAGGGUCUGUCAGUGGCAGGAGGCUGGGCUGUGUCCUACGUGAAUGACACAUGCAGUUUCCUUGCCUCUUUACACCCAUGCAUGCUGCCCACCCUAGACAGUGACAUAUAAGCAGUAUAUAGCUCAGUGUCCACAUAUAUACACAACACACACACACACACAUCGCAUAACAAGGAACACUAAGUCAGUGUUGACUCGUCUCAGAAGACAAAUAAUUAAACAUUUUUCCAACUAAAGAAUGGAUGUAAUUAAACUAUGUAUUGAAAAAAAAAUAGCCUAAGUGUUUAGAGAAGGUGACUAUAUCCAGUUGUAGUAACAGAACCAAUUUCCUGAAUUUUAAGUAUUCAGUGAGUGAGCUGCCAAUUUUGAUUUUGUGUUGCUCUUUACCCAAAUGACUUUUUUUUUUUCUUUUUUGGAGGAGGGGGCAAAAAGCAGCAAUACUGUGUUUGAAAAUGAUACUCUGUAUCUGGCUCUCCUGUGUAUGUUAACCACUUCAAUGUUAUUAUCCUGCUUCGGUUUUAUAGUGAUUGUGAGGCAUUCAAUGCAAGUAUACAAUAUUUUCUCAUUAAAA